Messenger RNA from Argiope bruennichi, 2556 nucleotides. RefSeq names its product P2X purinoceptor 4-like. The transcript is spliced from 11 exons. The record is from RefSeq and is a predicted model, not a curated record. NCBI's taxonomy places the organism in Eukaryota, Metazoa, Arthropoda, Arachnida, Araneae, Araneidae. Gene Ontology annotation, biological process: response to ATP; monoatomic cation transmembrane transport. The coding region runs from base 199 to 1386 and encodes 395 amino acids. Gene Ontology annotation, molecular function: extracellularly ATP-gated monoatomic cation channel activity; purinergic nucleotide receptor activity. Gene Ontology annotation, cellular component: plasma membrane; nuclear inner membrane.
AUUUAGUAAACAUAACAUAGGAGCUUUGAACCUGAGUGCUCAUGCAUUUCCACGCCGUUAUCAUAUGACAAUGAUAUAAUGUUAGAAAAACUAGAUAAGAGAUGGAUAAAUAUGGCAAAACUGCGAGGAUGAACCCUCUUUGCUAUCAUAUCUACUCUAAAUAAACUAUGAUUUACAGAUGUGAAUAAAUUUUAAGCCAUGACAUCUUCAAAAUUCAAUACUUUUUUUCUUGGUUUGUUUGAAUACUACACUCCCAAAAUAGUAUUAAUCAAAAAUAUAAAAGUUGGUAUUUUAAAUCGAUUUGUCCAACUUGCGAUAAUUAGCUACAUAAUUGGGUAUGCAAUUAUAUAUAACAAAGGUUAUCAAGAUUUUAGUACAAUUGAAAGUUCUGUUACAUCAAAAGUGAAAGGUAUUGCUUAUACAAACUAUUCCGAAAGUGAGUUUAAUGACCUUAUACCAAAUAUAGAUGUAUAUCGAAGGAUUUGGGAUACAGCAGAUUAUAUUGUGCCUCCAUCAGAAAACAAUGCAUUUUUUGUUAUCACAAAUAUUGUGAUCACAGCCAAUCAAACACAAGGACAAUGCCCUGAGGAUCCAGAAGUUUCAAAAUGUUCCUCUGAUAGAAAUUGUAUACCAGGCACAUCUAUCAUAACUGGAAAUGGUGUUUAUACUGGCAAAUGUGUUACCUCUGAUCAGAACAGCACAUUGAAAGUCUGUGAAAUUUAUGGUUGGUGUCCUGUUGAAAGGGAUAUCAAUCCAUUGAAAGAUAAUAGAGCUCUGUUGUCUUCCACCAAAAAUUUUACUGUUUUAAUCAAGAAUUUUGUAGAUUUUCCCAAAUUUAAAAUUAGAAGGAGAAACAUUCCUGAUUAUUAUGAUGAUAAGUACUUAAAACAUUGCAAUUAUCAUCCUGUCGAUGAUCCUCUCUGCCCAAUAUUUGUAUUAAAAGAUAUUGUUCCUGGAAAUUAUGAUGAAAUUGCUGUAAAGGGUGCAGCAAUGGCAAUAAUAAUUGACUGGCAGUGUGAUUUUGACUACUCAGAAUCUAAAUGUUAUCCUAAAUAUCAGUUUAGGAGACUAGAUGAAAAUUCUCCAAUUUCUCCGGGAUUAAACUUCAGGUAUGCUCAUUAUUAUGGAAAUUCUGAACGAACUCUCUAUAAAGCAUAUGGCAUCAAGUUCAUUGUAAUGACUCAGGGAAGAGGUGGAAAAUUCAGCAUCGUUCCUUUGCUUUUGAAUAUUGGGUCUGGUCUCGGGCUUUUAGCUGUGGCUACAAUUUUGUGUGACAUAGUUGUGCUGUACAUUGUCAAGAAAAAGUAUCUUUAUAAAUCUGUGAAGUACCAAAGUGUCGCUGAAGGAACUGAAAAUGUUAGAGAAGAACAAUCUACAAUCUAUUAAAAAGGCAGGAGCUGAAUAAUAUGAAGUUCAUCGUUCAAAUAAUCUCUUUGAAUUAUGUGCCUUAUUUUGAAACACAAAGUUUGAAGCCAGAUUUAUGACUUAACACACUCUUUUAAUUAAUUAUAAAUUAUUGCAAUUAUCAAUUUUUUUUAUAGAUUUGUGGAAUUAGCACACAAAAUCAUUUAAUAUGUUCUGAAAGGUAUUUUAAAUUAUACCUUUGAUUAAAUUUAUUUUUAACAUCAAACAACUACAGAAUAUGUUAAAUUAUAUUUCAUUUCAUUUUUUUAUGUAAUAAGGCAACAACAACAACAAAAAAACAUAAUACAACAUCACAUCAAAAUAAGUGUACUUAAUAUAUUGCAUUUAAAUAAUUUGAAAAAUAUUAAGACUUGGCAUACUUCAUAAUAUCUUUCAAAGAUAUUUGAUUAUCAUUUGCUGUGAUAACUUUAGUGAUUUUUUUAAAUAAUCAAAGGCUUUUUGAUACUUAAUAUCUCUCAAGGAUAAUAAAUAUUUUUCAGUAUUAUGAACGAUAAUUGUUAUUUUAUAUUUUUGUACUCUACUAUAGUAUUAAAAUGGAAUGUUGUAUUAAUAUUGAAAUAAAAUUUUCUUAAUGAUGUAUUUUUAACUGUGAUAGUAUAUUUAUUAAAUGUAGAUUUUCCAUCGUGAAUAAAGCUCAAUUUUAUGUUCUUUUUUAGAGAACUGAGAAAUAGUCACAUUUUUUUUCAUUAUUUGGGGAGUGCUGUAUUGUUAUGCAAAGUUAUUUUUAAUGUCAUGUUUUUGUUAUUUGUAUAAUAUGUCAUACCCACCUUAAAUGAGCACUUUUGAAAACUUUUAAUUAUGAGAUUAUUAUUUUAAGAUUGUUAGAUCGUAUUUUAAAUUUAUUUAAUCUUGUUGAUUUUCAUGUUUAAUUUUUGAAUUUAUGUAAUCAACGAAUAUGUCUUUUGCAGUUUGAUUUUCUAGUCAUUCAUUUAAGAAACUUUUCUUUUGUUAGUGUAUUACAGUGCUUUUAUUUUAAAGUUCUUGGUUUAUACUAUACAUUGAAAUUUUCAAGAGCUAACUAAAAGCAUGUGUGCUUUUCUCCCAAAAUGUUUUAUGAUAUUGUGUGUUUUGUUGAUGUUUUUGUAUAAUCUGGUUAAUAAUGAGUGCCAUUAAACUUAUUUGGAAAAUUUU